Sinocyclocheilus anshuiensis is the source of this 914-nucleotide messenger RNA. Its product is annotated as coagulation factor VII-like. Gene Ontology annotation, molecular function: serine-type endopeptidase activity. The record is from RefSeq and is a predicted model, not a curated record. Bases 57 to 914 code for a protein of 285 amino acids. Gene Ontology annotation, biological process: proteolysis. NCBI's taxonomy places the organism in Eukaryota, Metazoa, Chordata, Actinopteri, Cypriniformes, Cyprinidae. The transcript has 5 exons.
UUAGAAAAUUCGUUUUUCUAUUGGAAGACUCACCUGUGGACAGGUGAAGUGGAAUCAUGGGUGUGAUGUCACUGUUGCUGUUGAUGGUGAUUGGCUGGUGUGGUGGGGCGCCACCGUUGAGAGAGGUGUACAGAAUGCCACAGAGCGCACUUAAAGCUCUGUCUGAUAGAGGAACAGUAGUGAUGGAGGCCGCUCUGUCCCGCGCUCUGUCUGCCGUAGAUGCUGCCGUAUCGGAGCGCAACAAGGCUGAAGCAGGCUGCAGAGGGUGUGUGCCCUGUCUGUUUCAGGACUGUGGACAGCGAAAAGGCGCUUGUGCUUCUCCAGAGGACACACAGUCAGAGCCGAGUUGUCAGGUCAUCUCUGGCGCUCAGGAGGAAGCUGAUGAAGGAGAGAGGAGUUGGUUGCUGAGUCAGGCCUGUGGCUUCUACAAACGCCGUUGCACACCUGCACAGGUGAACAAAGACCUGUGCGUCAGAGUCAUGGGAGAGAGCUGCAGCGCUCGUGUCCUGCAGUGCAGUCUGCUCAACACCAUGCAGAACCUGGAGCCGGCCACACAGACCACAGCACAAGCUGUGUGUGGCCAGCGGUUCUCUGUAUCGCAAAACCUGACACAGCCUCACUCUCGUAUCAUGGGGGGAUCUCCUGCCCCUCUGGGCAGCUGGCCAUGGCUGGUGAACCUUCGGCUGGAUGGGGCUCUGAUGUGUGGGGGCGUGCUGGUUGACAGCUCUUGGGUCCUCACUGCCGCCCACUGCUUUGCUGGGAGCCGCAGUGAGAGUUACUGGACCGCAGUAGUGGGAGAGUUUGACCGCACAAAAACUGACCCUGAUGAGCAGAUCAUGAAAGUCAAUCGCAUCAUCACUCAUCCGAAGGUAAACACAUCAAAAACGCAACCAUUCCAAUAUUCCACUUGUUAA